GGCAACCAGAUAAAAUAGGUUGGGCAUUUGGAUUGGGUUUGGAACGCAUAGCAAUGGUGUUAUUUAAUAUACCAGAUAUACGUCUCUUUUGGUCGAAGGAUCCGCGAUUUCUCAACCAAUUUACUUCUAAUGAAAUUAUUAAAUUUAAACCAUUCUCAAAAUAUCCUUCAUGUAUUAAGGAUCUAAGUUUUUGGAUGAAUAAUGACAAGGAACAUGAAUUUCACAUAACUAAUUUUUGUGAAAUAGUAAGGGACAUCGCCGAAGACUUAGUUGAAGAUGUAAAAUUGAUCGAUGAUUUUAAGCAUCCUAAAACAAAAAAGAGAAGUUUAUGUUUUAGAAUUAAUUACAGGUCUAUGGAUAGAACUUUUACCAACGAAGAAAUCAACGGAAUAAGAAAGUCGGUCGUUGAGAAAUUGGAC
Messenger RNA from Racocetra persica, 419 nucleotides. The record is from the annotation of a GenBank genome assembly. Lineage: Eukaryota; Fungi; Glomeromycota; Glomeromycetes; Diversisporales; Gigasporaceae.